Myotis brandtii (Brandt's bat) is the source of this 928-nucleotide messenger RNA. RefSeq names its product histone H1.0. Gene Ontology annotation, molecular function: nucleosomal DNA binding; structural constituent of chromatin; double-stranded DNA binding. Gene Ontology annotation, cellular component: nucleus; nucleosome. Gene Ontology annotation, biological process: chromosome condensation; nucleosome assembly; negative regulation of DNA recombination. The record is from RefSeq and is a predicted model, not a curated record. Lineage: Eukaryota; Metazoa; Chordata; Mammalia; Chiroptera; Vespertilionidae. Bases 113 to 697 code for a protein of 194 amino acids. The transcript has a single exon.
CCUCCCCGAGCACCAGGGCUGCGAAGGCCGAUCUCGAGGCUUUGCUCGGCCUCCGACGGGGGCCGGCCCUUUUGAAGGCGCCUUCUUCGGCAGCAGGACCGGGCAGCCCACCAUGACCGAGAACUCCACGUCGGCCCCUGCGGCCAAGCCCAAGCGGGCCAAGGCGUCCAAGAAGUCCACGGACCACCCCAAGUACUCGGACAUGAUCGUGGCCGCCAUCCAGGCGGAGAAGAACCGCGCGGGCUCCUCGCGCCAGUCCAUCCAGAAGUACAUCAAGAGCCACUACAAGGUGGGCGAGAACGCCGACUCGCAGAUCAAGUUGUCCAUCAAGCGCCUGGUGACCACCGGGGUCCUCAAGCAGACCAAAGGGGUGGGCGCCUCGGGGUCCUUCCGCCUGGCCAAGAGCGACGAGCCCAAGCGGUCGGUGGCCUUCAAGAAGACCAAGAAGGAAGUCAAGAAGGUGGCCGCGCCGAAGAAGGCGGCCAAACCCAAGAAGGCAGCCGCCAAAGCCCCCAGCAAGAAGCCCAAAGCCACCCCGGUCAAGAAGGCCAAGAAGAAGGCGGCUGCCACGCCCAAGAAAACCAAAAAGCCCAAGACUGUCAAAGCCAAGCCGGUCAAGGCAUCCAAGCCCAAGAAGGCCAAGCCGGUGAAGCCCAAAGCCAAGUCCAGUGCCAAGAGGGCCGGCAAGAAGAAGUGACCGGGAAGCCUUUCUCGUGGACACUCCUGCCUGUCUCCUGUUUCCUGUAAAUACUUUUCCUCUCUCGUACUCCUCAUCUGCGGCCCCUGGCCCCUUUCUAUUCUGACUUGAUGCGAGACAGAAUUUGGAUUCCUCAGAAAUUAGGGACUAGUUCAUUCUUCCUUAACCAGUCGUGCAAGGACAGCAAAAAAAAAACCAACUCAUCUCCGUAAUGAUGAGAACGUACUUCUA